AUGGCUUUUUCGGGUGUAUUCAACGCAUCCGAAAAAUAUAUUUUUACGGAUGAUUUGGUGCCGCUCAAACUCACCCAGGGUAAAGCAUCAGAGCAUCGAAAACUUCAAUCUACCGAUUCUCAUCCCAACCUGUAUUUCAACCAAGUUGAUGUACAGCUUAUGAGGCAAAGAUCGUCCAGCACACACAGCCACAUUUUCAAAGUAAUCAGAGCAGCGGUCCUGACCAUGCUGUCCAAUGUGCCCCUUUACAUGCCCCCUGCAAAACAUGAGGAGUUUACUAGCAAGUGGAAUGAGAUUUACGGGAACAACCUACCCCCCCUUGCUCUGUACUGCCUGCUGUGCCCUGAGGACUCAGGUGCCCUGCAGUUUCUCAUGAAGUUUAUGGAUAGAAUGGCAAAUUACCCGGACUGGAAGGUGACCAGUGCUCCCAAUGAUGAGGUGCCCUUGGCACACUCACUUACUGGGUUUGCCACCGCAUAUGACUUUAUUUACUCGUUCCUGGACGAGCACCGACGGGAUGUUUACCUCAAGAGAAUUCGCUCUGAGACAGAGGAGCUGUAUGAAACAUCUAAGUAUAGGGGUUGGGGGAAGCAGUAUCUCCAAAAUCAUCAAACCACUAAUAUAUUAGCCAUCUUGACUGGGGCUAUUGUGGUCGGCACCCAUGAUGACCCAGAAACAAUGGUUUGGAAACAGGUGUCAGUCAAUUAUAUGGAGAAGACCAUGUUUCUCCUAAACCACGUUGUGGACGGGUCACUAGAUGAGGGCGUGGCAUACGGGAGCUAUACAGCCAAGUCGAUCACGCAGUAUGUUUUCUUAGCGCAACGUCAUUUCAACAUUGACAACACACAGAACAACUGGCUGCGGGAACACUUCUGGUUCUACUAUGCCACUCUGCUGCCCGGCUUUCAGAGGACUGUGGGCAUAGCCGACUCCAACUACAACUGGUUCUACGGCCCAGAGAGCCAGCUGGUGUUCCUAGACACAUUUGUUAUAAGAAACGGCACUGGGAACUGGCUAGCCCAGCAGAUUAGAAAGCACAGGCCCAAGGACGGUCCCAUGGGUCAGUCCUCUGCCCAGCGCUGGACUACCCUACACACUGAGUACAUCUGGUACAAUGCCCAUCUCACGGCACAACCUCCCCAUGGCUUUGGCAAAGCCAGGAUGCAUAUUUUCUCCAACUGGGGUGUGGUGACGUACGGAGCCGGGCUGCCCAACGGUCAGGGAAACACAUUUGUCUCCUUUAAAUCUGGGAAGCUGGGUGGCCGUGCCGUGUAUGACAUCGUUCAUGCAAAGCCCUAUUCAUGGCUGGACGGCUGGAAUAGCUUCAACCCAGGCCACGAGCACCCGGACCAAAACUCCUUCACUUUUGCCCCUAACGGACAGGUAUUUGUGUCUGAAGCACUUUACGGGCCUAAGUACAGUUAUCUGAACAAUGUGCUGGUGUUCGGCCCCUCUCCCAGCAGCCAGUGUAACGCUCCAUGGGAAGGCCAGCUGGGGGAGUGUGCUAAAUGGCUGCGCUGGACAGAUGAAGGUGUAGGGGAUGCUGCUGGGGAGCUGAUCGCUGCCUCCUCCCAUAGAGACACUAUGUUUGUAAGCGGGGAGGCAGCCCCAGCUUACUCUUCUGCCAUGCGGCUGAGGAGUGUGUACAGGGCCCUUGUGCUGCUCAACUCCCAGACCUUGCUCAUACUGGACCAUGUUGAGAAGCUGGACGAUUCGCCCAUCACCUCGCAGAGUGCGUUCUUCCACAACCUCGACAUUGACUUUAAAUAUGUCCCCUAUAAAUUCAUGGACAAGUACAAUGGGGCAUUGAUGGAUGUGUGGGAUGCUCAUUAUAAAAUGUUCUGGUUUGACAGUCAGGGUCUCAGCCCAGAUACUAGGAUACAGGAGGCCGAGCAGGCUGCCGAGUUCAAAAAGAGGUGGACACAGUAUGUUAACGUCACUUUCCCCAUGAGGGGCACAGUAAGCCGAGUGGCCUAUGUGAUGCAUGGACCUUAUGUCAAAGUCUCCAACUGUCGAUUUCUGGACAGUAGCAAAAAUGGUGUCAGACUAUCUCUAGUUAUAAACAACACAGAGAAAAUUGUUUCAGUUGUUACAAACUAUAAAGACAUAGGAACAAGAUUAAGUUAUUUAGGAUUUGGGGGUUAUGCCAAAAUGGAAGACAGACAUCAGAUCAUUCGAUAUGGCCUGGGGACUCAACUGGUUCCGAAACAAAACACAGUGGACAAUCAGCUGUUUGAUUUUGGAUUCACAGUCAAUGUGAUAGCAGGGGUGAUACUUUGUGUUGCUAUUGUUUUUUUGACCCUGCAGAGAAAGUUCUAUGUGUGCUUCAGUAGACUGAUGCGCUAUGCUCUGUUCUCGGUGCUCAUACUGUGGAUAGCUGCGUUGUUGUUCGUGUCAAACACCUGCGAUCAACUCCUAUGUGGGGUCAAAUGGAAAGGUGUCAGCACUGACCCAGAGGUCAGCAAACAAAUCAGACUUUAUGAUCAGCACCGCUUUGCCCUGCCAACAGUUGUCAUAACGACCCUGCCUGGCUCAGGAUCUGAAAUACUUAAGAACCUUUUUGACAACAGCUCCGACUUUGUUUACAUUCGGGUCCCCACGGAGCAUGUUGACAUUCCAGAGACCGAAUUCGAAUUUGACUCGCUGGUUGAUGCCUGUGAGUGGUCCAGAACGGACGCCCUGCGCGGACACUUUAAAAUCAUCCAGGGCUGGCUGCACUCUCUGGUCCACAACACCAAGCUGCACUUGCAGAACAUCCAGCUAGUGGAGAGUAGCAGGGCCAAGCUGCCCCAGAGAGCCCCAGGACCCGGCAGUGACAGGAGGAAGAGGACCAGGAGGAAGGAGCCUGCCGCGGAGCUGAGGGGCAAGAUGAGGGUCAGCCUUGACCGGGAUGCUGAGUACGUCAGGGAGAUGAGGCGCCACGUCAGUGAGUACCCCAAUGCCCGCGUGGUCCUCAACAUGAGGAGUGGAAGCUGGGGGCUCAAACUCCCCUUCCUUCAGGAGGUGGUGGGCCCGUCCCUGAGGGCCAUCAAUGUAGUCAGAGACCCCCGGGCGUGGAUCUAUCUCAUGCUCUAUAAUAGUAAGCCCAGCUUUUACUCCCUUAAAAACAUUCCUCAACACCUGUCCCUGAUAUUCAAGGAGGACGGUAACAGUAGCAGUACCAGGGACAGGUGCCCAGUCUCAGCCCCUGAGUUCAGAAUGAUCCGGAGGCUCUUGUCCCACUCAGAGGCCAGCGCCGUCCUCCUACUGGCUCACCUGUGGCUGGCACACACUGCCGCAGUGCUCCGGGUCAGUGGGAGCCUCCAGGCAGAGGCCUACCUCCAGGUGAGGUUUGAGGACAUAGUCACUUUCCCCCAGGAGACAGCUGAAAGGAUCCACAGGUUCCUGGGGGUGCCGGUCACACCGUCGGCCCUCAACCAGCUCAUGUUCACCACCUCCACAAACUUGUACAACCUGAUGUACGAGGGGGACAUAUCACCAGCCAACAUUAACAUAUGGAGGCAGAACAUGCCUCGCAAGGACAUCAGACUGAUAGAGGACACAUGUGGGGUGGUCAUGAAAAGACUUGGGUACUCCAGGUUUAUCAGCUAG
Molecule: messenger RNA, 3591 nt
Organism: Salvelinus namaycush (lake trout)
Lineage: Eukaryota; Metazoa; Chordata; Actinopteri; Salmoniformes; Salmonidae
Product: dermatan-sulfate epimerase-like protein
Exons: 1
Coding region: 1-3591 (1196 amino acids)
Molecular function (GO): chondroitin-glucuronate 5-epimerase activity
Source: RefSeq, a predicted model, not a curated record